Molecule: messenger RNA, 889 nt
Organism: Bactrocera tryoni
Lineage: Eukaryota; Metazoa; Arthropoda; Insecta; Diptera; Tephritidae
Gene: Rrp46
Product: exosome complex component RRP46
Exons: 3
Coding region: 77-844 (255 amino acids)
Biological process (GO): nuclear mRNA surveillance; rRNA catabolic process; poly(A)-dependent snoRNA 3'-end processing
Cellular component (GO): nucleolus; cytoplasmic exosome (RNase complex); nuclear exosome (RNase complex)
Source: RefSeq, a predicted model, not a curated record
CUACAAAAUAUUUACAUAUUUUCUAGUUUUCCUAUUCAUUGUUUAAAUUAAAAUUUAUAUUUAAAUAAAUCUAGAAAUGGUUACACCGUCAGACACUAUAACAAUGGAUACACAAGGAAGUAAUGUCGGGCUGCAGGAUUUGAAGUUGCGUCAAAUAAAUUGCGAACUCAAUCCUUUGACUCGUUCUGACGGUUCUGCUUUGUUCACGCAAGGAGGAACCUGUGUACUUACUUCGAUGCUUGGUCCAGUUGAAGUAAAAUCUCAGAACCUUAACAUAGAAAAGGCGCAUGUUGAGUGUAUCUACCGGCCAAAAGCAGGCAUUCCAACAAUAGAGGAUAAGUUGACGGAGACCGUUAUACGUGAUACAUGUGAGUCAGCUUUACUAACUAUGCUUCAUCCACGGACAACUAUUUCUAUACAAAUACAGGAAUUGGAUGAUCGAUGUGGUAUUGAAGCUUGUGCAAUUAAUGGUGCUUGCUUGGCGUUGCUGAUUGGUGGUGUGCCGAUGAAAUUCACUAUCGCUGCGGUACAUUGCAUAGUAGACAAAGACGACAAGGUGGUACUGGAUCCUGACCAUUGUGAAGCGAUAGGAAAGCGAGCUAGUUUUGUAUUUGUUUUCGAUAGUUUGGAUAGGAAUUUAGUAACAGUUCACACACGUGGACGUUUUCGUAUGGGUCAAUUUAAUGAUGCAGAAUGCAUGAGUCGUGCAGCAAGUCAGAUAAUAUUUAAUUUUUACCGGCGAAUCAUUUCGAAUUUCCAUAACAAAUCAUUGUUGACCGCUGAUAGUAAGGCACGCAAUACAGAAGCGGAGUCGGUAGUGAAAUCAGAACAAAUGGAUAUAUAGGAAAACUAAAUCACAAAUAAAAAAGGUAAAUUUAAAACAUAUCAA